Messenger RNA from Neopsephotus bourkii (Bourke's parrot), 4999 nucleotides. RefSeq names its product semaphorin 4G (gene SEMA4G). The coding region runs from base 1129 to 3702 and encodes 857 amino acids. The transcript is spliced from 17 exons. The record is from RefSeq and is a predicted model, not a curated record. Gene Ontology annotation, molecular function: chemorepellent activity; semaphorin receptor binding. NCBI's taxonomy places the organism in Eukaryota, Metazoa, Chordata, Aves, Psittaciformes, Psittacidae. Gene Ontology annotation, biological process: positive regulation of cell migration; axon guidance; neural crest cell migration.
AUGCCGAGGUGGGGGCAACCCAUGAGGAGGGGAGAAAGGUCCAGGAGCCUGCUCGGGCUUUACUAGAGCCUUGUGGAGCAACCACAAGCUGUCCCUGGAGUAGCGGGAUGGGGAAGUGUCCCAUCCCACUCUGCAGCUCUCUGUUCUGCCAUGCAGGGUGGAUGCUGGGGGUGAGCCAGAGAAGGGCAGCUCCCACCCAGCAUUUCCAUUUUUUCCCCUUUAAAUUAAACAACCAGCAUCAUUUUUGGCCGUGCUGCCAAGGAAACAGCCAUGGGAAGCCUGUAAGAUCCUGGCUGAGGUCCCUCCAUGUUUGCCAGCCCCACUGACAGCGCAGCUUCCCCGCACUGCAGCAUGCAGCGGCUCUGGCUCCCAGGGCUCCCUGCCUUAUGGCUUUGAGGACCACGGGGCAGCAGGAAGGGGCCACCAUGCGCAGCAGAAGCUCCCGGCGCAGCGGCUGCUGAGGGGUGCGGCAGCUUUGGCCGGAUCCAGGUUGUUGGGAGCUGCCGCUGGGAAGUUCACUCAUCAAAAGGCUCCAGAGACGCUGGUCGUGGGGAUUUGAAGGAGGUGCCGCCUGGGCCGGCUGGGUUGGGUGUGCUGUGCUGUGCUGUGCUGUGCUGUGCCCUGAGCCUGGCUGCUGGUGGGAGGCUGGGGCCGGCACAGUCAUGCUCACACAGCUUCCGCCGUGACCCAGUAAACCCAGUCAGACCUGACCGGGGCUCACUCGCUCCCCUGCACGCUCACGCACGCCUGCCUGCCUCUGCUGCCGCACUGCUUUCCUCGUGCUCCGCCGAGCCCAGCAAACCCGUUCCACCAGCGGGAGACAGCACUGGGAGCCGCGGCUGCAUCCCGCAGGAGCACCGGUGGCCGGCGGUAGGAGCGGGGCUUCGGCCUCCAUGGAUGUUGCACAUUGAGAUCGGAGCGGUUGGUUCCUCGUGGGGGCCGUCAGCCCUGCAGCUGGAUCCUGCCUCUGCCACCCUUCUCCUUCAGCGUUGCUGGCCAGGGCAGGAUUUGGGGCUGGAUUGCAGGUCCUAUGUCGGGCCCCCCUGCGCUGGGAAGUAGGAGGCUUUGGCAGCCAUCCCCAUCCCAGGGAGCUGGGGAGCGCGUCCCAAGGAUUGGCUGUGCCGCAGGAUGGGCAGCUGCCCUCAGCGGGGCAGUGGGAAGAUGAGCAGAGGCAUAGCCCAUCUCCUGACGGCUCUCUUCAUGGCGGUGACAGCAGUGAUAGGCUACCCAUCACGGCGCUCUGCCACCGACCUGGAUGCCACCCCCAGGACAACAGUCACCUUUGAGGAGCUGUUGGGCGUCCGGCGCUUCAGAGCGCGCACCCUCAACUACAGCACCCUGCUGCUGGAGGAUGACCGCGGCAUCCUCUACGUGGGGGCCAGGGGAGCCAUCUUCGCCCUCAACUCCAGCGACGUGGCCGACGGCUCCCACCGCACGAUCCAGUGGGAAGCCUCCCCAGAGAAGCAGAUGGACUGCCUGCAGAAGGGCAAAAACAACAAGACCGAGUGCUUCAACCACGUGCGGUUUCUGCAGAGGCUGAACAGCACCCACCUCUAUGCCUGCGGGACCUACGCCUUCCACCCGCUCUGCGCUGCCAUUGAUGCCAACAGAUUUACAUUGCCAUCACACUUCGAGGAGGGCAAGGAGAAGUGCCCCUACGACCCUGCUCGUGGCUACACUGGCCUCAUCGUGGAUGGUGGACUGUACACGGCCACACGCUACGAGUUUCGGAGCCUCCCUGACAUCCGGAGGAACCUGCACCAGCGGCCGCUGAAAACAGAGGAAUCCCCCCUGCACUGGCUGAACGAUGCUGAGUUCGUGGCCUCAGUGCUGGUCCGGGAGAGCAAGGACAGCCCUGUGGGUGACGAUGACAAAAUCUACUACUUCUUCACGGAGUGGGCAGGCGAGGAGACCACAUCCUUCUUCGACAAGAGCCAGGUGGCCCGAGUAGCCCGAGUGGCCCGUGUCUGCAAGAGCGAUGUGGGGGGAAAGAAGAUCCUGCAGCGCAAGUGGACAUCCUUCAUGAAGGCACGCCUGGUCUGCUACAUCCCCUACUAUGAGGUGCUGCGCAGCGUCUGCAGCCUGGAUGGAGGCAGCUGGGCCAGCACCGUUUUCUAUGCCGCCUUCACGCUUUCGGCGCAGUGGAGGACCAUGGAGGCUUCUGCCGUGUGCCGCUACAGCAUCUCAGCAGUGCAGCGUGCCUUCGAGGGCCCCUACAUGGAGUACCAGGACUCGGCUCGCAAGUGGUCCCGCUACGACGGUGCGGUGCCUGAGCCCCGACCUGGCUCCUGCAUCACGGACCACUCCCGCAGGAAGGGCUACAACUCCUCGCAGGACCUGCCCAACAGUGUCCUGGACUUUGUGAAGCUGCACCCACUCAUGUUUGAGGAGGUGAAGCCGGCUGGCGGGGAGCCGCUGCUGGUGAAGAAGAGCGUGGUGUACAGCCGGCUGGCCGUGGACAGGGUGCGGGCCCUUGAUGGUCGCUCCUAUGAUGUGCUCUUCAUGGGGACGGGGGACGGCUGGAUCCACAAGGCUGUGGUGGUGAGCUCCGGCAUCCACAUCGUGGAGGAGGUGCAGGUGUUUAGGGACCCGCAGCCUGUGGAGAGCCUGGUGAUCUCCCAUGCCCAGAGGAGCCUGUACGUGGGGGGAGCCACUGGGAUCCUGCAGGUGCCCCUGGCCUCCUGCAGUAGGUACACCUCCUGCUAUGACUGCAUCCUCGCCCGGGACCCCUACUGCGCCUGGGAUGGCAGGUCCUGCUGUGCCACUGCCACCACAGACAGGGUAGGGCUGGUGCAGGACAUUCAGAGUGGCAACGAGGGAUGCCGGAGCAGCUCUGGGAGGGUGCUUGUCCCCACAGGCUCUCUGCCAUGGAAGAACCGGACGGUGCUGCAGGGGGACGACGUGCUGCUGCCCUGUGACCAGCGCUCCAACCUGGCACGAGCCGUGUGGCUGCUGAACGGCAGCGAGGCGCUGGACGCAGGGCAGGACCGGCUGCGCAUCGGGGUGGAUGGGCUGCUGAUGACAGACACGCUGCCGCAGCACAGCGGCGAGUACCGCUGCUACGGCGAGGAGCGCGGUCUCCGGACGCUGCUGGCUGCUUACAGCCUCACCGUGCUGCCCGAGCUGCCCCGCAGCCCCACGGCUGCCUCACGGCCUCAUGCUAUCAGCCAAGCAGCCAGCGACAUGAAGGUGGCUUAUGUCUCCGCCAUCGUCGCCUUGGUGGUGCUGUGCGCUGUGCUCAGCACCGUCCUCCUCUAUGUGUCCUGCCUGGAGAAGCGCAAAGGCAAGUACGUGCUGGGGGAUCCACGGCCGGCCAGCGUGGAGCUGCAGACCGUCUCAGCCAACUGCCUGCGCAAGGGCCACCGGGAAGAGGAGGAGGAGGAAGAGCUCGCCUACCCUGAUGGCUGCCUGCGCAUCAUCCCUGGGGAGGCACCCACGGCUGCCACAUCCCCGGUAAAGGAGCUGCCGGCUGCUGUGCCCCCGUUGCCGCCGCCGCUGCCGGCCGAGCUCACCAACGGCGUGGGGUCUCUGCCCAACGUGCUCCGCAAGAUGAAUGGCAACAGCUACAUGCUGCUGCAGCAGCAGGAGGAGCCGCUGGUCUCGCCGCUCUACAGCGCAUCCUUCACCGAGGAGCUCAGCAAGAUCCUGGAGAAGCGGAAACACACGCAGCUGGUGGAGAAGCUGGACGAGAGCUCCGUGUAGGGGCUGGGAGGGGUCCUGCCAGCGGGACCCUCCUCCCCUCCAGCCCCUUCUCCCACCCCUUGCCAGCAGUGUUACAAGACUCAGGCAAAACUACCUCCUGGAUGGCACAGCCAGGCCAGGCCUGGGCUUGGCCAUUCCUGUGGCUUUUCUCUGACUUUUGAGACUCGCUAUACAGAAAAAACAAAGAAUCUAUUUAAAUUUGGAGCUCUAUUUAUGUAUAAAAACCCACUGACGGUGGCCACAAGCUGGAGGCAGGAGCUGGCACCUGGCUGAAGGUGGACCCUGGGGGGAGGGAGAGUUUCUGUCUGUCCGUCUGUCCAGGUGUGAGGGAGAGAUGCUGUUGUGGACGCAUGGACUUGGCCUGCCCUGCUGGGUGUCCCUUGGCUGCUGAGAGGGAUGGCUCCAGGAAGAGGACAGUUCAGUGAGUGUUGGAGCUGGGUGAGGAAGCUGAUGUCCAGAAUGUCCUGGAGCAGCUGGUGGAGCGAUGUGUGCCUGCUGUGAGGAGGAUACAGGGCGCUGCGGAGGAAGAGCAGGGUGCAGCAGCAGGACACACUGGCAGCAGGACUGGCAGCCACGGCCUGCGGUGUAGCAGGGGACUUACUGCAGCACCAACAUUCCCCACAGCGUCUGCAGUGCCUCUGCGGCCCCACGUUUCUGCCCUCCUGCGUGGUGCUGCUGGAGAACUGGGGUUCAGGCACAGCCCUGUCCACCACGGAACAUGUGGGAAGGGAAACAUCCUCACAGAGCAAGGAGUCCUGGACAACGCGUCUCCCACUGGGGCCUCCUGCCCUUCAUGGCACUUUCAAGGGGCAGCCACUGUCCCUAAAUCCCCCCAACUACCUCUCCUGCCACCUCCUGGGGGAACCUGUGGAACUGGAGUGACAAAAGCAUGUCCCGUUGUGGGGACAGGUCUGUGACACUGGAGAAACUGUGAAGGGAGAGACUUGUUGAGGUGCCUGACCUCCCUUCUGUGUUCCUUGCUGGCACUUCCAGGAUCAGGACAUCACCUGGAGCUCAGCCCAGCAGGGGGACAGGAACAGGGUGGCAGCCCUUGGCGUCCCCAGCAGGCUGGAGCCCAGGCCCCCCUGCCCCAGCAGGGUGAGGUGCAGUGGAAAAAGUCAAGAGCCAAACACCUGCAUUCCCCCAUCCUGCCCCAACCCUUGGUGUUGCUGCAAGGUGGGACCAAGCAACCCCCAAGCACCCACCCUCUGCAAGGAGGGGCAUCACUCUCCGUGUCUGGCACCCCUCAUGCACAGCCCCAUGUGCCCCCUGGCAAUAAACACGGCUCUGUCUAGAA